GUGAAAAAUAGGGAUGCCAUCGAAAACAGGAUGGAAAACAAAAUCUGUUUCUCGUCAAAAAUUUCCACGGGAAUGGGAGGGACUCCCCGGAAUCAUGAGGUCCCGUUUACAUCCCUAUCUAUGGAGAACACCUUGAAGGUGUCAGUUGAGAAUACAAAUGCUCUGAGGGGAGGAUCUUACAAAGUUGGUGCAGAUCAUCAGCACCGGAAAGUUUUCCCUGCCGGUGAUCACCGAAACUUCCCAAGAAUAGACGCAGCAACCAAUUUCCACUCAUCAGACCUGUUGUACGGUAAGAUUCCCCGAAAGCCCAAACACUACCUCCAAUUUUUGGAUCUAUCAACAACUAUGGUACGUAGGGGUGCAAUGCCUAGGAAAGGCAAGCAUAAAGGGGUGGCAUAUGUGCUGAUUUAGCCUUAAAUUAUGCACGAAGGGUGGGUGCUAUGGGGUGAUGGUUCUUGGUGACUGAUGGCAGACAUUGGGUGUGGGGAUGCGUGGGGGAAAGCUGGGUGGGCGUUGAUGUUUUAAUGAUGGUGAGGCGAAUGGUUAACUCCUUCCUCUGUCGACUGGCUUGGUGGAGAUGAUGGUGGCAAGGCGUGCGGUCCAGAUAGCUGGUGCUAGGAUACAAGAGAGCUAGGGUGGGCAAUGGUCUUUGUGAAUCUCUCAUUUUGAGGAUAGAGAUGAUUAAAGGGGAAAGUUGACU
This is a messenger RNA of Rubroshorea leprosula, 700 nucleotides long. NCBI's taxonomy places the organism in Eukaryota, Viridiplantae, Streptophyta, Magnoliopsida, Malvales, Dipterocarpaceae. The record is from the annotation of a GenBank genome assembly.